Bacillus rossius redtenbacheri is the source of this 3359-nucleotide messenger RNA. RefSeq lists its product as uncharacterized. The coding region runs from base 1390 to 2964 and encodes 524 amino acids. The transcript is spliced from 4 exons. NCBI's taxonomy places the organism in Eukaryota, Metazoa, Arthropoda, Insecta, Phasmatodea, Bacillidae. The record is from RefSeq and is a predicted model, not a curated record.
ACACUUGGUUUCGACAGUACAGGCGGCAUGACGUUCGCGUGUAUUAUUUUAACCGUUACGAGUUUGGGCCGACUAAAUGCACUUCGUUGCCUAACGUAUACUGCGUACAGCUGUGUCGGGAAAAAUAUAUCUCACGCAAGUUUUCGCGUUGUAAAUUUUAUUCGUCGACAUGAUGCAGUCUACUCGUAGAGGCGGCAGUUGCACAACGCAGCAACCGGGCAAUCGCUUCACCAAACAUGCUGCCCUCAAGCUGCCGUGGUGCGGAUUAAAAUCCCAACGGUAUUUUUCAAGUCGUCAUUUAGGCAGAUCCAUCAGCUGCUUGCUGUCUCCUCGUUUCCUCUGCAAAUACAUUAUAUAAUUAUGGAUUUGUUGCGUUGAAAAGGUGAGCUGAUGUCCCAAUUUUUAAGCGUGUCAUUUUUAACGUGCAUAAAUUAUGAAUUUCAUGUUUGUCCACUUAUUGAUGGUUUGAUUAAGCCCAAUAUUUCAAAUUUAAAAAAAUUCCAAUACUGAAACGUUAUUUUGAUAACAGACGGAUCUCUUCACAAUUCCUAAAUUUACAGUUACGCGUAAACGCAUGUAAUUGGACAAGAAUAAAAAAAAGUUAGUGAAUUUUUUUAGGGUGCCUCAGUAAUUUAUCAUCUGCAUAUGCGAUAAAAGGGAUUUUUCUUAUUUUCUACAACAGCGCACAAAAACAGACCAGCCUUAUAGAUGCUUAAUUUGUAUGUGAUGAAUCAUGUCUUUUUUUUAGGAUUUAAGAACAGAAGUAAGUAAUAUAAUUUCUAUCAAGUUUUGUGUCUAUACUAUUACACAAUAUACUGACGAUAACGAGGAAUGAUUGAUUAGCUUGGUACGACCUCGUUUCGUUCUUGCCACGUACAGAGGUGGUAAUAUUGCGUUUGAUUUUUUGUUUUGUUUGUUAAUAACUAUACUGCCUGGUAAGGGGGGGGGGGGGGCGGGGGUCGACGUGAAUCUGAAACGUGUCGUGUAGGCUACUGUUUUUUUUUAGCUUGACGUAAAGUUGUGAAACCCAGGUCUCAUGACGAAGAGGAAAUAGGAUCGGCCAUUAGGCAAGCGAGCGUACGUGAGCACAGAGUUCAGCAGUUUUUUUUUUUACGCUGUUGUGUUCGAGUGACUAGUAGGCGAAGGAAGUUCUUAGGGAUGCUGAAUGCAUUUUUGUUUCGACUCGUGUGAAAAACGAAGCUUCUGAACGGGACGUUGAGACGAGGAAAAGAAAAGCGCACGUGUUGACGCAGAACUGAGGCAGCAUGCGGUGGUGUUGCUGAUGAAGUAGCAUUUUCAUACGCUGUACGGUAUUCACAUUCCCACCAGCACAAGGGUGGGCUUAGUUAAUUCGAAAUCAGCAUUGUUACAUUCAUCCAUCGUCCACGCAUGAAGAGGAAGCAACCUCAGGCAAAGAACCGGCUUAGCAAGAAGAUGGAACCGGACGACGACAGCGCAGCCCUGCCCCGGGUGCACACCCUGCAGAGUGGCGCUCCUCUCUGCGAGUACCUGAAGCACUGCGUGGGCGUCGUGUCCCCGCCCGACGUGUCCUUGGAGCAGCUGCUGGAGGACACCAGGGAGUUCCCUCGGCCGUUCCCCGUCCAGUCGGUCCGCUGCAGCGAGAUCCUGAAGGCCGGCGACGUCACGCGAGCUGAGCUCCAGCACCACGUCAACUCCGCCUACCCCCUCCUGCACGAGUCCGCACUCCCCCUCUUCGUCAACUUCCUGGUGCACAAGAAGCUCAACGGCACCGCCUUGGAGAAGGUGGUCUACACCAACAUGGGCAUCGUCGACCUGGCCCAGCGGUUCCUCGACAAGAGGGCCGUGUCCUUCUUCGGGAAGCAGGACAACUACCUGCUGCUGAACGGGAAGACGGGGAAGGGAGGCUGGGAGACCGUGGGGAAGAACUUCAACAAGGAGAAGGCCCCGCUCGUCCUGGUGAACUGCCUCAGCUACGAGGAGAUGAAGCUGUCCGCGUUCCUGUCGGUGUCCUCCCACUCGGUGUUCGUCAACGACGGCAACCGGAACAACCGCGGCGAGGUGGCGCCGCCCGGCGACAUCCAGAGGCAGGGCGUCGUCAUCGGCCUCAUAGGCACCAGGCUGUCCCGGCCGGACUUCAUGGAGUGGCAGGAGGUGAUGGUGACCAAGUCCCAGAAUGUGGCAGGCAACGGCUAUGGCCCGAGCAGCGCUCCGGGGCUAGCAUCGCUGUCGCAGCAGAUCGCUUACAGUUGGAGACAAAUCUGGUCACAGUUCUACGGCGUGUCUCCUCACCUCCCCCUCUACGAGGAUGUGGAGAAGAAAGUCGGGGAGAAAGUCAAGCCCGAAGAGACGAGGUACGUGCAGCUGCCGAAGGACGUGGGCAUAUUCGACAACCAGAUUUUCAAGAAGAGGGUGUCGGCCUCAAUAGAGACGUUGCUGCUGGAGGCCGAGACCCGGGCGGUCGAAAAGAACACCACUGCUUACGUCUACGUGGUCGGCAUCGGCCUCGGCCUCUGGAAAGUUUCGAAGCACCAAGAGAGAGUCUUCCUCGCCGCCUUUGCAGAGUGCGUGAGGCGGCUCCAGGACAGACUCACGCACGUCUCCGACCUGCACUUCGGGUGGUUCGGCGAGAGCAACUGCGGUGGAGUGUCUAAUGGCGGGAAGUUCGAAUCGGGCAUUCGGGUCGCCUUCUCGAAGAGUCCGCCCCACAAGAAGCUGCCCGGCGCGGACGACGGGAAACUGCUGGUGGUCUCGUACGCCUGGGACAGCAACGCCUUUCCCGGCAACGAGUUUUGGCUCGGAAAGCUCGCCUCUUCGGGCGACUCUGCUGCCGCCUGUUCGACCCAGAUCACGGAGCUCCACAACCCGGUCAUCAACUCCAACCGAGUAUGCGGUUCGAACUUGCACGUAGCUUCCCCGCAGUGGGGCGUGCUCCAUAUAGCUGACUACGCGCGGAAGAAACUUGCCGAACGUCACCAGGAAUGAGGCGCUUUUCACUUUACUAGGGGCAGCACGAGUGUUAGUCGUUGUUUGCUAUUAUGUACAUAAUUGUUUUUAUUUUUUUGUAUAUUUGAAAAAUAUCUGUGCACAAUGAAGCUAAGAAUGGUUCGUAGGUUUCCCCAGCCAUUGUCUGAGGUUUCUGGGCUUGUGGGUUUUUGCAGCAUCAAAAGUGAAGAGUUUGCCAACAUUUCUGUUGUUUUGCAGCCAAAAAUCCAAGAACUCUCAAAAUGUUUACUUGUAUUUGAAAUCUGUAUUUAUUUUGUUAUGUAAUCGUCUGGUAGAGACAGAUCCAAAACGUGGUUAUGUAUAACAAGUUCAGUUGCAGGAAAAAUGUAUAUGUUGUUUUUCAGGAAUUGAAAAAUACACAACAUAUUUAAAAA